GAGGUGGGCUCCGGGGGCACACUCGGGCUGAGCAGCCGAAAGUCCUGAGCGCCGUGGAGGACCGCAUGGACGAACUGGGUGCUGGCAUUGCACAGUCCAGGCGCACAGUGGCUCUCAUCAAGAGUGCAGCCGUGGCGGAGCGGGAGAGGGUGAGCCAGCUGUUUGCAGAGGCUGCGGCUGCCCUGCAGGGCUUCCAGACCCAGGUGCUGGCCUUCAUCGAGGAGGGGGAAGCUGCUAUGCUGGGCCGCUCCCAGGGUGACCUGCGGCGACAGGAGGAACAGCGCAGCCGCCUGAGCCGAGCCCGCCAGAAUCUCAGCCAGGUCCCCGAAGCCGACUCAGUCAGCUUCCUGCAGGAGCUGCUGGCACUAAGGCUGGCCCUGGAGGAGGGGUGUGGCCCUGGCCCUGGCCCCCCGAGGGAGCUCAGCUUCACCAAAUCUUCCCAAGCUGUCCGCGCAGUGAGAGACGUGCUGGCCGUGGCCUGCGCCAACCAGUGGGAGCAGCUGAGGGGGCCGGGUGGCAACGAGGACGGGCCACAGAAGCUGGAUUCGGAAGCUGAUGCUGAGCCCCAGGACCCCGAUAGCACGAACCUCUUGGAGAGUGAAGCUCCCAGGGACUAUUUCCUGAAGUUUGCCUACAUCGUGGAUUUGGACAGUGACACGGCAGACAAGUUCCUGCAGCUGUUUGGAACCAAAGGUGUCAAGAGGGUGCUGUGUCCUAUCAACUACCCCGAGUCGCCUACCCGCUUCACGCAUUGUGAGCAGGUGCUGGGCGAGGGUGCCCUGGACCGGGGCACCUACUACUGGGAGGUGGAGAUUAUCGAGGGCUGGGUCAGCGUGGGGGUCAUGGCCGAAGACUUCUCCCCACAAGAGCCCUACGACCGCGGCCGGUUAGGCCGCAACGCCCACUCCUGCUGCUUGCAGUGGAAUGGACGCAGCUUCUCCGUCUGGUUUCAUGGGCUGGAGGCUCCCCUGCCGCACCCCUUCUCGCCCACGGUCGGGGUCUGCCUAGAAUACGCCGACCGUGCCCUGGCCUUCUAUGCCGUGCGGGACGGCAAGAUGAGCCUCCUGCGGAGGCUGAAGGCCUCCCGGCCCCGCCGGGGUGGCAUCCCGGCCUCCCCCAUUGACCCCUUCCAGAGCCGCCUGGACAGUCACUUUGCGGGGCUGUUCACCCACAGGCUCAAGCCUGCGUUCUUCCUGGAGAGUGUGGACGCUCACCUGCAGAUCGGGCCCCUCAAGAAGUCCUGCAUAUCCGUGCUGAAGAGGAGGUGAUGCCGGGCACGGGCGCUCCUGCUGCGGUCUCUGCUCCAGGAAGCUGCCUCCUCUGGGCCCUCUCCUUCCUCUGGGGAAGGCACCAGCAUGAGUCCCAUACACUCAGCCUUCUCAUUUCUAGAGGCUUCCACCUUUUAUACACUCAGCCUCCCCCCUGCAAGGCAGGAGGCCCCCCAGACCCUGUUCCCCUGCAGACCUCGCUUCUGAGAGACAGAGCUACAGCUGGGACAGCUCCAAGCUACCCUGACCCCUCCUUUUCCAGGUUUCUAGAACAAUGUCUGGCAUAUAGUAGGUGCUCAAUAAACACUUGUUGAAUGAAUGA
Molecule: messenger RNA, 1590 nt
Organism: Mandrillus leucophaeus (drill)
Lineage: Eukaryota; Metazoa; Chordata; Mammalia; Primates; Cercopithecidae
Gene: TRIM47
Product: tripartite motif containing 47
Exons: 6
Coding region: 66-1268 (400 amino acids)
Molecular function (GO): protein binding
Source: RefSeq, a predicted model, not a curated record